Messenger RNA from Pogona vitticeps (central bearded dragon), 4610 nucleotides. The record is from RefSeq and is a predicted model, not a curated record. Lineage: Eukaryota; Metazoa; Chordata; Lepidosauria; Squamata; Agamidae.
CCAGAGCCGGGAAACCCAUCCAGGCGGCGCGCGUCGGCAGGCGUGAAAUCCACACUGGCUUGAGCGCCGUCCGGUGCGGCCGCUUUCUUCGCCGCUCCGGGGCUCUCUCGGUGGCGCGAUCGGUCGCUGGCUGGCUGGCUGGUUCGGGGUACCUGCCCGGUUUGCGCGUGGAGGGUGUGGAGGAGGGGGAAAAAAGGAGCCAGGAAAAAAAAAGAAGAAGAUCGAGGCUGGGGGCUUAGAGAGCGCCGGAGAUGCUCGGGGGGCGCUCCUUGCGCAGCCUUCUCGCCUGAGCUCUGCCGGUCGCCCCGAUCCCCGUAGGGCAGGAUGGAAAAGCCACGAUUAUUCAUUUGCACGACGGUAAAUCCCGAAGGAUUCCAACGGCAAAGAGCGAUCGCUUGGUUGGCUUCGUCUCGUGCCGCGGGGACCCUCUCCAAGAAGAAGGGGGAGUAGAACGGAGCUAGCAUUUCCAGUAUUUCCCCCCCGGAGGGUUUUUGCCGGCUCGCGCACCAUGGAGUAUCGAGUCGUGGCGCUGUGGCUCGGAGUGUCGCUGCCCAGCUUCCUCCUGGCGCAGGUGUCGGGCACGACCCCCGAAUGCUCCAUCAUGCUGGCCAUUGAAUUAGAACGAGAAAAAUGCUUGAAACUGUCCGACUCGGAUAACCAGACUUUAGGUUGUGGGAAUCUGUGGGACAACAUUACUUGCUGGCCUGCUGCCCGUUUGGGCGAAACCAGAGUGUUACCCUGUCCGGUCUACUUCAGCCUCUUUUCAAAGGUUCGGGGUAACGUGAGCAGAGACUGUACUAGUGACGGUUGGUCCGACAUGUACCCAGGUCCGUAUAUAGCAGCGUGUGGCUAUGACCCAAACGCCACCGUCUCCGAUGAAGAGACUUUCUUCUAUGGCACUGUGAAAACGGGAUACACCAUCGGCUACAGUUUGUCUCUCAUCGUCUUGUCGGCGGCCAUGAUUGUUCUCUGUAUUUUCAGGAAAUUGCACUGCACGAGGAAUUAUAUCCACAUGCACCUCUUCAUGUCUUUCAUCAUGAGAGCAAUUGCCGUCUUCAUCAAAGACUUCAUCCUCUUUGAGAAUGGAGAGUCGGACCACUGCUUAGUCAGCUCGUUUGGCUGCAAGGCGGCGAUGGUCUUCUUUCAGUACUGCGUUAUGGCCAACUUCUUCUGGCUCCUCGUUGAAGGCCUGUACCUGCACACACUGCUGGUUAUCUCCUUUUUUUCAGAAAAGAACCGUUUGCCUGUAGAGGCCAAUUCAGGGGCGCCCACUGUGUUUAUCUCAGCAUGGACCAUCACGAGGAUAAACUAUGAGGAUUUCGGGUGCUGGGAUUUAAUUGAUUCUCCCCACUGGUGGAUCAUCAAGACCCCUAUUUUGGUGUCCAUAUUGAUAAAUUUCAUUUUCUUUAUCUGCAUCAUUCGGAUCCUGGUGCAAAAGCUCCACUCUCCAGAUGUCGGGCGAAAUGAGACGAGCCAAUAUUCGAGGCUUGCAAAAUCCACCCUUCUCCUGAUCCCGCUCUUUGGCAUUCACUACACCAUUUUCGCCUUCUAUCCUGACACGGCGAAGAAGGAGGUGCUGGAAGUGAAGCUCGUCUUUGAGCUGGUGUUAGGAUCUUUCCAGGGCUUUGUGGUUGCAGUCCUGUAUUGUUUCCUGAAUGGAGAGGUUCAAGCUGAGCUGAAGCGCAAGUGGCGUAGGUGGCACAUGGAGAGGUUCCUGGGCUCCGACAUGAAGUACCACCACCCAUCGCUGGGCAGUAGCGGCACCAACUUCAGCACUCAGAUCUCCAUGCUGACCAAGUGCAGUCCGAAGACGCGACGGUGCUCCAGCUUCCAGGCCGACUUGUCGCUCGUCUGAGAAGGCCCCCCCCCCAAAAAAAGCGAAUGACCAAGGGACUCAUAGGUAGGACGGAAGACAGAAGCAGCCAAAGCUUUUACGUUGAAGACUUUUUUUAAAGCAUCAUUUUAAAAAAACCAAAAAAAACACUUCUUUUGUCCACCAAAACCAGUGUACAGAUAAUUGGGACCAAAAUGUGCUGGAUGAUGAGAGAAACUUCUGGAUGGAUUUUUUUUCCCCUCCUCUUCACCGAGCCCAAAUUAAAGAUAUCAUCGGAGGUGCUUGUCAACCUAGCACAAGAACUUCAUGACGGAUAAAACAGCCCCUGUGGUUUGGGGUUUUCGGUUGUGUUUUUUAAGAAGGGCCAUUGAUUGAUUUCACAGUCAGCGUCGUCUCUGACUUCAGUAACCAAAUAUUCAAGGAUUUAGUUUUUAAAAAAAGGAGAAGACAUGAACAGAAGGAGCUCUUGUGGAAAAGGGCUCGGAAGAUAUUAUAAGAGAGGAGAUGCCGUCUUUGGACCAGUAGCUUUGAAUAAGCUCCUUUCGUCACUAGAUAAGCUUUAGAAGCCAGAAGGUCAUCUCAAUGCCAGUGAGAGAUCUUCCUCCCAGUCGAUCCUGGAUGCUUUACUCAUGUCUCAAGGGGUCUUUCACAGACACAGUCUUCUCUAGACCACCGAAACAAAGGGAUCACCCUUCUGUCGAGCCCUGGGACAUCUACACCAACUCACGGCAACUUUCCGGCAUCGCUCAGCCAGAGACGAUCUCGCCUCUGGUACCUGAUGACUUAGAGAGCCUGGGAGUUCAAUAUUCUUUUUCCAAGGCUCAGAUGCCGACUCGGAGCGUUGUUCCCCUCGCCGGGUGACAAGCAGGGCUUUGCAUGCCGCGUUGGCGCCUGCUCUGUUGAGUUUUGCUAAAUCAGCAGGCUUCUCUCCCGGGUCAAGGCGUGUCAUCUCUCCCAUGUCUUGGUGAGCAGCUGUUGGAAGACAUGUUGUGCAAGGCUGGUCAAUCUGGAAAGGGAAGAGCUUUCCUAAGUAGGAGGCUGGACUUCCAUGCUCUGGGCUUCUUUCGAGGGGAGAGGAGGUCAGCUGUGUUGCUGGAGAGGGCAACACAACAUUGGAGAAGUACUAAUUUACAGGAGUCGUUGCAAGACUUAACAGUAAGAAGGAAGGUCCAAGAUGCAAAUGCAGAAGAGGUUUCAGAGGUGUGAAGGCAGUGCAAAUUCCACACGCAGGAACAGUGUGUGAAUCAUGGCUGGAGGGUAAUCUGAUGUCCAUGCACGGUGAAGGGCUAGGUAGCCGGGACUAUACCUCCCUGAGAGCAGGUGUAAAGACAUUAUCCCCGCACUCAGUGCCUAGCACUGAACGCUCUCCAACCAGGGCCUUCCAGGCUUCGUUCAGAGCAGAAAUGCCCACCUUGUAGGCUAAACAGGGAUGGGCAAGCGGGAUCCACAGGUGGCCGUUUAUAUCAGAGGAAGGAGUUAUCAGAGAGGAAAACGUCGCCAUGGAAAGUAGGGUUUGGCUCUCAAAGGCCCCCAGAAGCAUGGCUGUUGGCAUUGGGAGGGAGUCUCUGCUUCCCAGCCCUCGUACCCCAAAAACCUAGAAGUCAAAAAACAGGGAAGGAUAUCUCUGGUCUCUUCCUGGUUUGGUUCAGCUUGGUUUCCUAUCUUCUGCUGUGUUUUAGAGGCCGACGGGGGGCUAUUGGGAGAGAAGGGUCCAGCCUCAGGCCCUUCAGAGUUGCCUGGGUGUUGAGUCCUUGAGAUUCGCCUAUGAUGAGAACCCUGCAUACUACAUAAUCCCUUUUACUCGUGAGGAGUCCCUUUUUCCUCUGACAGGCUGAGCAAGGCUGCCUCUUGUAUGCCCAGAGACCCCUUAAAUGUUGAGAAGGAGGUUUGACUUCUGUCUCCCUCGAGGGCUGGGGAUCCCCUCGAUCGGCCUCAAGGUCCCUCACAACACGAGAUCCCCCUCCGUGAGAGUCCGUUCAGGCGCUUCAGUGAGGAUUUCUCCAGUGGGUGUCACAAUAUCUGCGGAGAGAUUCCACUCGGGUCCCCAGGCUUCAGAAGCUGUCCGUCUUCACUUGAGAUGUGGCGUUGAGGACCAAGGCUUCGCUGAUGCACGAUCAGAUGCUACCAAGUGGUUCUGGAAGAAGGAUCUCUGUUUUUUUCCAUGGCUUUCCACUGGGGAUAUCACAACCCGUUAUAAAAUGUGAAGACGAUGAAGAAGACGUAAUGGAGUCCUUUGAAAUGAGACUUGCGUGUUUCUGAUGUCCAUGCAUGGUGAAGGGCUAGGAAGCCGGGACUGUGAACUGUUGUUGUUUUGAGAACUUGUUUCCCACGUGGUUGCAAUGGAGGGAGGAAGAGGAAGAAAGAAGGGAGAAAAGGUCUGUAGUCUGAACAUCAUCCUGGCCUUGAAUUCCCCUCUUUUGAAGGACCAGCAUUCCCUGCUCUGCCCUUCAUGUCAGUGUUCCAGAAACUUCCAGAACAGUUGAUUGGAAAGCAAGACUGAUUCAACCUUCCACAAGAUGUCUCCGUGUCCACCAGCGGCCAUUUCUCCAUCUGAACAUUCUCGCCGUCUCCUUUUCGUGGUCCUCUCGGGGGAGGAGCCUGUCUUGUUUCUCAUGACCUUUGACCUUUCCUUAUUUAUUUAGCCAGACUUGGGGCAGCAGAUGUUAUCCCCUUCCUUCCCUUUCUGCGGUUCAUCUCAAGAAGACUUUCGUUUGUUUCGUUUCAAAAUGGUAGAUGUGGAGAUGGGGGAGGGAAAUCCUCCUGCGGCUGCCGUGGC